AUGGCUUCUUCUUCCUCAUUCUCGGCCAUCUUCAUCAUAAUCAGCCUAUAUACCUUCUUCACAAUAGCUCGCUCAUCGACCAUCGGCAAUCGAGAGAGAGCUCCGCCGUCAGUGCAAUUAUCCGCCGCUCGCGGUGUUCUCAAUCGCCUCAUUCCAUCGCACUACAACAGUUUCGAGUUUCAGAUCAUCUCUAAGGAUCAAUGUGGUGGAGUAUCUUGCUUUGUAAUAAGCAAUCAUCCUUCUUCUAGCAAGCGUGGCAAUCCAAAGAUUUUAAUAAGUGGAGUCACUGGGGUGGAGCUUUUGGCUGGUCUACAUUGGUACUUGAAGUUUUGGUGUGGAGCACAUAUAUCAUGGGAUAAAACUGGUGGUGCACAACUAUCUUCAGUGCCUAAUUCAGGCUCUCUUCCUCAUGUUCAAGAUGACGGAGUAUUAAUCCAAAGACCUAUUCCUUGGAACUAG
This is a messenger RNA of Ilex paraguariensis (yerba mate), 459 nucleotides long. The record is from the annotation of a GenBank genome assembly. Lineage: Eukaryota; Viridiplantae; Streptophyta; Magnoliopsida; Aquifoliales; Aquifoliaceae.